This is a messenger RNA of Linum tenue, 1413 nucleotides long. The record is from the annotation of a GenBank genome assembly. Lineage: Eukaryota; Viridiplantae; Streptophyta; Magnoliopsida; Malpighiales; Linaceae.
GGAAUAUGAAUAUGAUUAGGAUAAGAAAAAUCUGAUUUAAAAAGUGUACUAACAUCCAAGGAUUCGGAUAAGACUUCCACGUCAUCAUAUGACAUUUAUAAAUAUCACUACCUUUCUCCCCCAGAUUGAGCACAAUCGCAUUUCAUCAUCGUCUUCAACCUUCUCAUCAAAAUCAAUCCUUCCCUUUCCUCCCACCCUGUGUUGGUUCCUCGGAAAACUCGCAGUCGAAGUGAAAAUGUUGGCCAUCUUCAAGAAAGGCGUGGUGAAUCCACCUCAGGAGCUCAACAGCCCAGCUUACCAUUCCUACUCUUCUUCUUCCUCCCCACGACCACCGCCGAAGCUCCCUCACCAGAUCGUGGACGAAUUCCUCUCCUCCAACCCUGCCGACUCCUUCUCGAUCAAGUUCCGCGACAAUGCCCUGCUCGCUUGCGCCCCACGCCGCAGCUCCCUCGGCGCUCACCAGAGAGUGUUCUGCGGAGCGAACGACGUCUACUGUGUUUUCACUGGGAGCUUGAUCAACCUCUGCAGCUUGAACAAGCAGUACGGCCUCUCCAAGGGCACCAACGAGGCAAUGUUCGUGAUCCAGGCGUACCUGACCCUUCGCGAUCGCGGCCCUUACCCUGCUCACAAGGUUCUCAAGGACCUCGAGGGCGAAUUCGGAUUCGUCCUCUACGACUCCAAGUCGGGCCGAGUCUUCGCUGCUCGGGGAGCCAGUGAAGGAGUGGGGCUGUACUGGGGAAUAGCAGCAGAUGGCUCGGUUGUGAUUACCGACAGCUUGGACGGGAUAAAGGGGAGCUGCGGGAAGUCGUUUGCUCAGUUCCCGGCGGGGUUCAUGUUGGAGAGCGGAGAAGGGCUGACGAGCUUCGAGCAUCCAUGGAGUCAGAUCAGAGCCAUGCCGAGAAUCGACAGUGAAGGAGUCAUGUGCGGAGCUGAUUUCAAGGUCGACGUUCAGUCCAGAGCUGCUAAUGCCAACACAAUGCCUCGCGUCGGAAGCGAGGCCAACUGGGCUCUGGGCGGUUCACAAGCCUGAACAGUCGUUUCUUCGACGUGACUCGACUUAAACACUGAGAUCUAACUUUGAAUGCUGUUUUUUUUCUUGUUUUUUUCUUCUGCUGCUGCUGCUGAUGUUCUGUUCUAGAUAUGAGUCUUGGGUUUCAGAUGCUUUCCUGGGAAAAAGAAAUGGGACUUCGUCCCUGUAUAAUGUAAAUAUGUUUUAUGGUUCUAUUUGAAUGAUUCAACUUUCUUAGACUCGGGAUGCAGUAGUAACUAUAGCAUAUUCAUCGACGAAUGCAGUAACACGUAUGACAUAUUCACAGACGAUUGCGCAAAUGGCUAGCCACAUAAUGAACUCUUCGUUUAAGAUGGGCUAGCAUUGAAAUGUUUAGGCUGGCAGUGAAAUGUUGUGCUCCAAGU